Messenger RNA from Rhipicephalus sanguineus (brown dog tick), 722 nucleotides. RefSeq lists its product as uncharacterized. The record is from RefSeq and is a predicted model, not a curated record. NCBI's taxonomy places the organism in Eukaryota, Metazoa, Arthropoda, Arachnida, Ixodida, Ixodidae. Bases 21 to 722 code for a protein of 233 amino acids. The transcript has 9 exons.
UGUACGCUAACAUAGAAUAUAUGACUUUCCAAAUGAGGACAUACUUUUUAACUACGCCGCCGUAUAUGUGUAAACUGGCUUUAUUUUCUUUUAUUAUAUUUACUGCAACGGGAGACCUAGAGAUCUUCGCAGAAGCGAGAAAGCUGAAUAAUCAAAUCGACGAAGCUCCGCAAGCAAGUAUUCCGAGCGUUUCGGCGAGGGACGACAGUAUAAGCGAACGAGGCCUUUGGGGUUUCUCAUUCAAAGUACCUUUUUUAUGUCAUCUUGGCCGUAACGAGUGUGAGUUAAAAAGUGACUGCCCCGAAGAUAGGCAGUCGUGGAUUUUUGGUUGCGGAAAGGGAUAUGUUUGUUGCAAACCUGGACAUGAAGUCGAGGUCACCCGAGCAGAAAAACUAGAAAGUUUCCAUAGAGCCGAAGAGACCUCCGAUUCAGAACGUGAAUUAGAACACACCCGAGAUGAAAAGCGAGAUAUUGCUCCAGGAGCCGAAGAUACCGCUGAUUCAGAACCUGAAUUAGAGACCACCCUAGCAGAAGAGCGAGAAGUUUCUCCAGGAGCCGAAGCCACCACCGCACUUCAAAUAGAUGAUAUCCGAGCAGAAAAACGAGAAAGUUAUCAAGGAGCCGAAGACAGUACCGCGGGCCUUGAGUCGUGGAGCCCCCCCGUGGCCAUCGAAGGUGACGCAUUCAUGUGGACGGAGGACCUGCGCCGUGCUCCUCCGUGA